GCGGCGGAGGAGGAGGAGAGGAGGAGGUUCGCGCUGCGCAGGAAGUGAGUGAGUCCAGUGAGUGAGAGGCGAGGAAAGAGUGCGGGAGGAGCGGCGGCGGUGGGAGCAGCGGUUCUGCAGUGGUCAGUGAGCAGCGGCAUCAUAUGCUUUCAUGGUUGCACAGUUGAAACAUCAUUAAACUGGAAUAUUGAAAGAGCAUAAGGGGUCAUGGCAAACCGGGGAGCUUCUAGGCCUAAUGGCCUAGGCCAGACAAAAAUCUGUCAGUUCAAACUGGUUUUACUAGGAGACAUGGCAGUGGGGAAAUCCAGUUUAGUCCUGCGUUUCGUCAAAGGCCAAUUUGAUGAGUUUCAAGAGACGACAAUUGGAGCUGCGUUUCUUGCUCAGUCAGUCUGUUUGGAUGAUACAACAGUAAAAUUUGAGAUCUGGGAUACGGCUGGUCAGGAGCGCUACCACAGUUUAGCACCAAUGUAUUACAGGGGGGCCCAGGCUGCCAUAGUGGUAUUUGAUAUCACAAAACAGGAAACAUUUGAUCGAGCAAAAGCGUGGGUAAAAGAAUUACAAAGACAAGCCAGUCCUAAUAUAGUGAUAGCUUUGUCUGGUAACAAAGCCGAUCUUGCAGACAAACGUAUGGUGGAAUAUGAGGAAGCACAAGCCUAUGCAGAAGACUGUGGUUUGCUUUUCAUGGAGACUUCAGCAAAGACGGCCAUGAACGUGAAUGAUCUCUUUCUAGCAAUAGCUAAAAAAAUGCCAAAAAAUGACCCUCAGAAUCCAGCCACCGCUGCCAGAAAUCGAGGAGUAAAUCUUCAGGAAACAAACCAGCCGAACCAAAGGGGCUGCUGCGGCAAUUAAACAUUGCAAACAAUACGAAAUAUGGAUAUUGUGGGAGAUUUGGCUUCCUUUUUGUAUUAUUGGCACACAAUGCUGUGCACAUUCCUUUUAUCCUUCAAUUUGAACUACUGCAUGAGUCAUUCUUCUCCCAGUUGACCGCAGGUCUCUUCUGCUUUUAUUGGGCACCUGUAGAAAGUGAAUGAUGUACAUAGCGUGACAAAUCAUUAUGUAAAGGUCAGUUACUCACUUCCUUUUUACACCAGAUUAAAUGAAGACUUUUUCUGUAAAUCAACCUAUUUUUUGAGGGAAAUAUAUUCUCCCUGACUCCAACCCACUGACCCUUUCAGUCCACUAAUUUUUAUUAAAUAUGAUUUUAUGUAUAAUAAGAAUAAAGAUUCCCAAUUUGAAUGUAUUUAUUCUAAAAAUGAGAUGCACAAAGAAAUUCCAAUUCACUGUGCAUUUUUUUAAAAGAAAAAAAUGAAUUUCUAGUUUCGGUUUAUCUGAGGGGAAAAAAGCAUUUUCCAAAUUUAGGAUAAAAAUAAACUGGACAAAAUGUUAUGAGAAUCUUUGAAAGCACCAGUGUGCUCAUUCUGAUUCCCUAGACUUAGCCCAGUAAUGUAGCAGUUCAUUUUAUGGUUCAAAGCACUAAUUGUGUUGGUGACACUUAUUAAUACAAUAUCAUUUUAUUAAUAAGGCAAAAUGAACAAGGCUCAUAUAUAGGGGGAAAAUGGCAGUGCUGUUCAAUUCUCAUUCUCUACCUACCAUGACUGAACUAAGCAAUCUAAUGGAGUAAAUUUGUUGAAGUUCAUUGUCAAUUUAAGAUUUUGUUGCUUUUGUGUAUAAUGUUCCCUUCUCGCGCAUUUAAAAUGCACCUGUAUAAAUAUUCUCCUAUUUAUCAGCAAAGGACAAAUGUUCUCUUAGUCUUAUUUUAAAUCUGUGGGAUUAAGAAUAAUUUUCAGGAGAGUCGAUUUUGGAUUUUGAUUCUACAUUCUUAUCAAAAAAGAAUAUAUCCCAAUUAUCUUGAAUCAGGACAAUAAAUGAGAAGAGGCAACUUGGGGAUGGGUAAAAAAGAGCAGCAAGGUCUUAGCAUUUUGAGAGAGAUGAUUUUGUGCCUUGAUCUAUAUAGAAAGAUUCAGUAUUGACAUGUGUGUUAUUGCUGUAUCGUAGAUACAUCAUGAUCCCAAUGGGUCUUGGAGCUGGUGGAGCAACCUUCCUCUGACACUGUAAAUGCUCGGGUACUAUCGCUCCAAACACACAUGGGUGUGUUGGGAGUAUGUUGCUGUAUGAACACAUCAUAACAUUUGGGUUGCUCCUUAAAACCAACUACAAUAUAAUCUGUUUGCCAACAAAUUCACAUAAGCCCUCUUAUCUUGUAUCAAAUGCAUUUUAGUUCUGAUACAUUGCCAUAUCGAGAUGCAGAUGCUUGGACACUGAUUUCUGAUAGAAUAUCCACCUUCAGAAGCUGCCUCGCUUCUCAGUAGGUGUGGUUAGACUUCUCAACGAUAUUCAAAUAACUAUGAAUUCUCUGGCUGCAGGAGACAGACAAUUGAGUCUUCUACUUUGAGAACAAAAACAAGUUUCUGGAUGACCUGACUUUGACCUAGCCAGGGAAACGGCUGUGUUUGGUCUUCUUCUGUUUACUUCUCUGUCACAGACCAGGGGGAAGCAAUCCAGGCUGAUCUUAAUGUAACCUCAAUUUGUUGCAGAACCUUCCCGAUGAUAAAUUUCAUGGCUUUGUUAAACCCAGAAGAUCAGGAUUACCCUAUUGGCUAAGUAACUAACUACACAGAGUUUGCAGACCAGGAUGCCUGGUGUUUUCUGUGUUAGCCAUUGCCAGUGAAGAUAGGUAUGAGGACAGUUGUCCUCAGCAUCUGUGGAAUUGGGAGGGAACAAAAUCCUAAUCGCUAUCCUGUGACACUUGAUGGAAGCAGACAUUUAUGGACAUCAAAUGAGAACUGAACUCGCACUCAAACAAAUUUGAAUAAAGAAGUUGUGGAAUGGUGCCCCCUGUAGGAGUCAAUGCCUUCAGGGGUAAGGAGGUCAAACAUUUCCAAAAGUUGUUUCAGAGUUACAAUUUCAUGAAGAGACACUACGCUUCCCUAUUUCCCCUACUUCUUUGUUUACUCUUCCCAAAUUGCACUGGAUUUGCCUUAUUUACCGAUGUAAUCCCGAGGUUAUAGAUUGAAAAACGGUACAUCUAAAGUGGAAUAAUUUCCCCUUUAAGGUCAGGAACUAAUCGAAACUUAGUGAAGACUCCCAUCUGUUACCUUUCUGUAUUCAAUUGACAUGUAAGUGCAUUUGACUAUAUAUUUGUACUGGAUUUACUAAGUUAUCUGCUAAAUCACUUGACAAGAGAUUUAACCAGAGGAGGUAAAGGAUGCUUUGGCUGGCCUUUUGUGUGUAAAUAUGUCUUUCACUAGGUCUAAAUAUAAAGGGAUAUUGAGGGGCUGAGAGCAUCAGUAAAUGAAGAGUAGUGUGAAGGUGAGGAAAAGAAAAGCAUUGAGAAGAUAAUAGGAGCUGAAAACAUUUUGUGUUCUGCAAGAUAUUAACAAAAAAUCCUUGUACAUUUUUGUUAUAAGAUUGUGUUAAACUGUGUGUAUAGUGGUUGGUGUGUCAUAUGUUUUUGCCUUUUGUGUGUUCUCCCCUACCCCUGUGGUCUUCCUGUUGCCUUGCUCAGCUGGACAUCUUAUGCAGAUAAAAGGGCUAGCUAGUAGCAACCUAUUUCCAGGCCCCUGUCAAUAAGAGUCAAUAAUUUGACAUGGAAUAAUUCUUCUCUAACUUUAGCUUCCCUUCUCCUUUAGGGGGAGGCUGAGCUGGUCAAAUCUAGGUCCCCACCAAUGUGAUGGAAAAAUAUAAACUCAUUGAAAAACAGUUACAUUUUUGAACAUUUACAAAGGAUCAUAAUAAGCUGGUACUGUUAGCACAUUCGGAGUUGUACAAAAUUCAGCCAGUAAUCUUAUAUUUUUUAUGAUAACAUUGCUUCCAACACAUCUUGUAUUACAGUACUGGUAUUACAAGAUUCUUUCCUCUCCCCUGUAUCUUCCACAUUUUAUUACAAAACAGUUGAAUUCUAAUUUAAGGGCUUAUACAUAACAGUGACUAGUUUUUGUAGUCUUUAGAGAACAGUCUGUGAUUCAAUUUAAUUUUCAGAUUGGUGAAGCUAAAACUGAAUAGAUGAGAAAUGUUUCCAGGGUCUCCAAACAAAAUCACUGAGAGUUCCAUGUACUUGUUUCUGUUUGCCUGUUACAGAGCGCAACCCCCUCCCAAUUAGGAAGCAGUCUUCCUACCUAAUCCUGGAGAGCUGAGGCGCAGGUUGGCAAGUUCUUUGGAGAACAGUAGAAGGCAGAUACAACUUGAACUAGAUACUAUUUUCAAUUAACAGCAGCGUUUAUAUAGUGAGUAUUUCAAAAACUGAUGACUUGCACAGGGCUGUUGAACUUUAAACCACACAGUAAAAGGCAUAAUACAAAUACCGCUGUAAAUCGUGCCUCGGGAACAUGGUUGUUUCAACAGUUGACACGCCAUCAUUAAUUGGUCUUCUGUUGAAAAAUAUUUCUGUUGCUCAUUUUUUUCGAAGGAGUAAGAAAGAUUAAGUUCCAUUACUCAUUUUGCCUGGGGGAGGUGAAUGUGAGCAGAGAAAUGUUGGAACUGGUUAUAAUAAAGACAAUGCUAUUUCUUAAGAGUGCAGGUUAUUAAAAAUAAACACUAUAACACACUAAUAAUCUCUUCGGAUUCAAUUCAGUGGGAAUAACUUUGUAAAGGUGUUUUUGUUUGUCAUUUUAUUGGAAUAAACACAAAUAACAAAAA
Messenger RNA from Callorhinchus milii (elephant shark), 4635 nucleotides. It is a transcript of the gene rab5b, whose product is annotated as RAB5B, member RAS oncogene family. The transcript is spliced from 6 exons. Gene Ontology annotation, molecular function: GTP binding; GTPase activity. NCBI's taxonomy places the organism in Eukaryota, Metazoa, Chordata, Chondrichthyes, Chimaeriformes, Callorhinchidae. The record is from RefSeq and is a predicted model, not a curated record. Bases 208 to 849 code for a protein of 213 amino acids.